AUGGCUGAUAAGCAGAUCAGUCUGCCAGCCAAGCUCAUCAAUGGCGGCAUCGCUGGGCUGAUUGGGGUCACCUGCGUGUUCCCCAUAGACCUGGCCAAGACGAGGCUGCAGAACCAGCAGAAUGGCCAGCGCAUGUACACCAGCAUGUCUGACUGCCUCAUCAAGACCAUCCGCUCAGAGGGCUACUUUGGCAUGUACCGCGGAGCCGCUGUGAACCUGACCCUUGUCACCCCAGAGAAGGCCAUCAAGCUGGCUGCUAACGACUUCUUCCGAUAUCAGCUCUCCAAGGACGGGCAGAAGCUGACUCUGCUUCAGGAGAUGCAGGCCGGCUGCGGGGCCGGCACGUGCCAGGUGAUUGUGACCACUCCCAUGGAGAUGCUGAAGAUCCAGCUUCAGGACGCAGGCCGAAUUGCUGCCCAGAAGAAGUUACUGGAUGCUCAGGCCCAGCUGUCGGCCCAGGGGGGCCCCCCGCCCUCCAUGGAGGCUCCGGCUGCCCCCCGGCCCACAGCUACCCAGCUGACCCGGGACCUGCUUCGGAGCCGGGGCAUCGCCGGCCUCUACAAGGGACUGGGGGCCACACUGCUCAGGGACGUCCCCUUCUCCAUUGUGUACUUCCCGCUCUUUGCCAACCUGAACCAGCUGGGCUGUCCCUCAUCCGGGGAGAAGUCUCCUUUCUAUGUGUCGUUUCUGGCUGGCUGUGUGGCUGGGAGUGCGGCCGCUGUGGCCGUCAACCCUUGUGAUGUGGUGAAGACAAGACUUCAGUCGCUGCAGCGCGGUGUCAACGAGGACACCUACACGGGGUUCCUGGACUGUGCCAGGAAGAUCCUGAAGCAUGAGGGCCCCGCGGCCUUCCUGAAGGGUGCCUACUGCCGUGCCCUGGUCAUCGCCCCGCUGUUCGGCAUCGCUCAAGUGGUCUACUUCCUGGGCAUCGCUGAGACCCUGCUGGAGCUGCUACAGCGACCCCAGCACUGA
Molecule: messenger RNA, 972 nt
Organism: Odobenus rosmarus divergens (Pacific walrus)
Lineage: Eukaryota; Metazoa; Chordata; Mammalia; Carnivora; Odobenidae
Gene: SLC25A22
Product: solute carrier family 25 (mitochondrial carrier: glutamate), member 22
Exons: 9
Coding region: 1-972 (323 amino acids)
Biological process (GO): malate-aspartate shuttle; L-glutamate transmembrane transport; aspartate transmembrane transport
Molecular function (GO): L-glutamate transmembrane transporter activity; L-aspartate transmembrane transporter activity
Source: RefSeq, a predicted model, not a curated record